Molecule: messenger RNA, 860 nt
Organism: Diachasma alloeum
Lineage: Eukaryota; Metazoa; Arthropoda; Insecta; Hymenoptera; Braconidae
Gene: Naa80
Product: N-alpha-acetyltransferase 80
Exons: 4
Coding region: 189-845 (218 amino acids)
Biological process (GO): protein acetylation
Cellular component (GO): cytoplasm
Molecular function (GO): acetyl-CoA binding; N-acetyltransferase activity
Source: RefSeq, a predicted model, not a curated record
ACUUGAGAAAUUCCCCGCGCAUAUAGCAUAUGAAAGUUAAAUUUGUGUGAUUUAUCGUUUGUUGGUUUUUACAGUGGGUAUUGGACUAAAUAGAGCAGUUGGGGUGCGAUAAACUUAACCGCUUGCGAUCACUUGAAUUUGUGUGAAAUAAUAUUUAUAAUAAUUCAUUAUUUCGUGGAAUCAUUGGAAUGAGAUUGGGCAUUCUAUCCAGUGGGAUUGACACAAUUUUGGAGAUGGUGAACCCGAGUUCAUAUACUAUCGUACCAAUGCACGAGCGUCCCGAUUUGCUCAAGGAAACCUCCAGACUCAUCAACUCACAGUGGCCUGCCAGCGAGCGCAGACGAUUACGAACUCUUGAAGCAUCAUGUGAUAAUUUCCCGAUCAACUUGAUUCUUCUCAAAGACGACAGAGUCAUCGGUCACUGCAGAAUGUCCAGGAUGCCCUCUCAAGAAGACAGUUGCUUCAUGGAAACUUUUGUCAUUGAUCGUGAACACAGGUCUCAAGGUCUUGGCUCAAAGCUUCUGCAAGCAGCUGGAGAACUCAUGUCCAAGAAGGGAAUAAAGAAUUCAUUCCUCUCAACGAAAGGUCAAGAACAAUUUUAUUCUAAAAACGGAUACAAGAUCUGUGAAACUGCGGAUAUAAUGGCGGGUUGGGAUCGAGUGCCUCCACAACACCCACAACUGCCAUUCAAAAAAACAAAUUUAUUGUCUAAAUUUUCGACUGCAGCGCCAGCACCAGCACCAGCACCGCCACCACCACCACCACCAAUGCCCAGGAAUCGGUUUAUUGUGCCGCAAACAGUGCUACUAUACCCUGGAAGAACUCACAUGCUGAAACGUUUAUAGCAUUGUUAAAAAUUA